Molecule: messenger RNA, 936 nt
Organism: Kwoniella shivajii
Lineage: Eukaryota; Fungi; Basidiomycota; Tremellomycetes; Tremellales; Cryptococcaceae
Exons: 3
Coding region: 1-936 (311 amino acids)
Source: RefSeq, a predicted model, not a curated record
AUGGAAAGAAGAACCGUAUUUGCCAUCCGCAGAGCAUGUCGAAGUACGCUGACCUCGUCCGCUAAACCUUUGAUUCGAUCAAUACAUUCCUCCACUCGAGGUUCGGCAAAUCAACAUCCAAACGCAAAUCAAAAUCCAAGUCAAUCUCCUUCAGCCUACGCACUGCGUAUGCAGAGCUUACUCAACACUACUUCUCGAAGACCUAACCAUUCCUCUUCCCUCACAGUCCCACUACACCAACCUUGGCCAUGGCAAGAGAUACCUUCUUCAUCACAAGAUAGUGUGAUACUGCAAAGGACAUUAUUUGCUCGUCCACCAGAUUUCGCUCCUCCGCUUUUACUUUUCGCCGCUGGUAUAUGGGGCUUAUUCGUGUUUGCUUGGCUGGUCUUACCUGAACCACCAAGAAAAGAACUUUCAGAAGAGGAUAAGAUAAUCAUCAGAGAGAAUGAGAGAAAAACUAAAGAAGCGAAUGUAUUAUCACGACUAGGUCUUGGUUUUACUAAUGCCUUAUUUUCGUCCGCACAACCUUUGAUAUAUGGACUUGUAACUCUCGGUCUAGUAAGCAUGAUGAUCGCUUCAACGAAAAUAAUAACUAGGAUCAAUAUGAUACAAAUUAAACCUCGUGAUUCCACGGAUACAGGAAAGACCGUACUGAGAAUGACGAAUGUGGGACAUGAAAUGAUACCUUGGAGAUCAAACAAAAUGAGAGAAGUCAAGGUUGAAGAUUGUAAGGUAUAUAUACCAAAUCUUAAUAAUCCACAAACGAUUCGACUCAAAGUACGGAAAGAGGGUAAACCUGAUAAAUGGUCAUUGGACAGAUUUCCAUAUAGUCUAGAUUACAGAGCCAUUCCUGAAACCAGUAGGACAGAUAAAGAGAUUGUACAAUCGGUCAAUAGGUUGGAACACGUUUUCGGACCAUUGAAAAUGGGGGAGUAA